This is a messenger RNA of Vespa mandarinia (Asian giant hornet), 1692 nucleotides long. Its product is annotated as tubulin epsilon chain. The record is from RefSeq and is a predicted model, not a curated record. Gene Ontology annotation, cellular component: microtubule. Gene Ontology annotation, biological process: microtubule-based process. Gene Ontology annotation, molecular function: GTP binding. Lineage: Eukaryota; Metazoa; Arthropoda; Insecta; Hymenoptera; Vespidae.
GAGAAAAAUCGAUUAUUAACCAACUCACACUUUAUAUAAUCAAAAUUGGCGCGAACGUAUCAUAAAUUGCAAACAAUUAUUGAAACAUUACAAAUAACGCAUAAGGUGCAGUAUUCUAUUAAAAUAAAAUUGUUGAAUUUCAGAAAUGUAAAAUGAGUCAGUUUAUAACAAUACAAGUUGGUCAAUGCGGCAAUCAAAUAGGGUCUGCUUUUUGGCCUUUAGCUUUACACGAAUAUGGUAUACAAAUUAAAAAUAGAUUCGUCAAUCUUCUUAAGAUACAACGAAAUCAUAUUAAGAAUAUAGACGCAUUAUGGGAUGGAUUUUACAGUUUUUUUCAUGUACCUGGAGAUACAGAUAAUUUAUGCUUCAAAACAAUAGCAGAAUUGAAUGCAGCAAAAGUUAAAGCUAGGGCCAUUCUAAUAGAUAUGGAAGAUAGUGUUGUAGGGCGAUUUCAACAAGGACCAUUACGUGAAUUAUUUAAUAGAACUUGUACGGUGACAAAUUAUCCUGGUUCUGCAAAUAAUUGGGCCAUGGGAUAUUAUACUCAUGGUACAGAAUAUCAUGACCGAAUCGAAGAAGUAAUAAGGCAGUCUGUUGAAUUGUGUGAUUAUUUAGGUGGAUUUUUACUUUUGCAUUCUGUUGCUGGUGGAACUGGUUCUGGUUUAGGAACAGCAACUUUGAAAAUGUUAAGCGACAGUUAUCCUCAUGUAGAUAGAUUAGUGUCUUGCAUAUAUCCUGCAGGCAUGGAAGAUGUUAUUACAGGUCCAUACAAUACAUUGUUAGCGACAAGAGAGUUGAUAGAACAUGCUACUUGUGUAUUUCCAGCUGAAAAUAAUGCACUUUUAAAAAUAUGUGAAACUCAAAUAAGGAAUAAUGAUAAUAUAGAUCAGGCUAAUUUUAAUGCUUUGUGUUUACCAUUUCAGGAUAUGAAUAGUAUUAUCGUUAAUAUGCUUCUUCAUUUGACUAGUGGCUCCAGAUUUCCUGGAAAUUUAAAUAUAGACAUCAGUGAUUUAGCUACAAGUCUUGUUCCAUAUAAAAAGAUGCAUUAUAUAUUUAGUAGUGUUAGACCAAUAGCUUUGACAGCACCUAAAUUUUUUACUACAGAUGCUUCAAAGCUUCAAGAUAUGCUGUUUACUAAUGCAUUGUCUCGGAAUAACCAGUUGACUAAAGUACAUCCACUACAGUCAGACUCUGUUGUUUUGAGUGCCGCAUAUAUUGGAAGAGGACAAUUUUCUAUAACUGGCAUGAAACGAAAUAUUGAAAGAUUUCAAAGUAAAGCUAAAUUUACACCAUGGAGUAAGAAUUCAAUAAAAAUAGGUUUAUGUUCAGUACCUCCACCUGGACAUACAACAUCUCUGUUGUGCUUGCUUAAUACCUCAGCUAUUUCUUGUAUGUUUACAAAUUUAAUCGACCAGUUUACAAAAUUAUAUCGUCGAAAGGCACAUGUUCACCACUAUUCCCAAGUUUCUGGAUUUGAAAAUUCACAAUUUUUAGAUAGCAAAGAAAUUAUCUUUAAUUUAUGUGAACAUUACAUGGAGCUUCAAAAUCAAAAACAAAGGCAUAUUUCACGAUUGCAAACACUUUAAGAAUUGUAUGUGUGGAAACAUUAGAAUAACAAGGAAUUGUAUUGUAAUUGUAAGUGAUUUAUUAAUUUAAUCAAAUAGUUUAACAUAAAAUAAUUUCAAUAAAAAU